AUGUCCCGCACCGACCUCGAGCCGAUCCACAUCUGGGGCAAAGGGGGCCCGAACCCGCCCAAGGUAGCCAUGAUCCUAGGCGAGCUCGAUCUGCCGCACGAGCUGCAGUUCGUCGACUUCUCCGAGGUCAAGCAGCCGGCGUACCUAGCGAUCAAUCCCAACGGGCGGAUCCCGGCGAUGCACGACCCCAACACGGGCGUCACGCUCUGGGAGUCGGCCGCCAUCGUUCUGUAUCUCGUCGAAACCUACGACAAAUCCCAAAGGAUCAGCUUCGCGCCGGGUACGCCCGAGCACCACCACGCGCACCAGUGGCUGCUCUUCCAGGCGUCGGGCCAGGCGCCGUACUACGGCCAGGCGACGUGGUUCCAUAAGUUCCACGCCGAGCGGCUGCCCAGCGCCGUCGCGCGCUACGUCGCCGAGAUGCGCCGCGUGACCGGCGUGCUCGAGACGUGGCUGACCAAGCAGAAGGCAGAGAAUGAGGGCAAGGGCGGCGACGGCCCGUGGCUCGUCGGCAACAGGGCUUCGUACGCCGACAUCGCGUUCGUCUCGUGGCAGCUCAUCGGCCCCGGAACUGUCGAGGGCCAGGGCUUUGAUGCCGACGAGUUCCCCGUGGUCAAGGACUGGCUCGCGCGCCUCACUGCGCGUCCUGGCGUCGCCUACGGCUGGUCGACCAAGCAGGUGCCGGGCCACUGA
Molecule: messenger RNA, 693 nt
Organism: Lasiosphaeria miniovina
Lineage: Eukaryota; Fungi; Ascomycota; Sordariomycetes; Sordariales; Lasiosphaeriaceae
Product: putative glutathione S-transferase 1
Exons: 1
Coding region: 1-693 (230 amino acids)
Source: RefSeq, a predicted model, not a curated record